GAAGGUAAUCAGUGUGACUCCAAUUCUGUUUGUAUCAACCGGAUGGGGAAUUACGAGUGCUCUUGUCUGGGGGGGUUUGUAGGAGAUGGCCGACUGUGUGAAGACAUCAAUGAGUGUGAAUUACCAAACAUAUGCCCUUCUGUCACUACCUGCGUCAACACUGGCGGGUCAUAUUACUGCGACUGUGGAACUGGCUUCAUCUUCAAUAACUCCCAGUGCCAAGACCUGGAUGAGUGUGUGGCAGGCCGAUGCAGCCCCUUUGCUGCCUGCACGAACUCACCUGGCUCCUUCUCUUGUCAGUGUGCAGCAGGGUACAGGGGAGACGGCUUCACCUGCGAGGAUAUGGAUGAGUGCUCACUUGCUAAGCAGUGUCACUCUAAUGCCCUGUGUGUUAACCUUCCUGGCUCCUAUAACUGCACCUGUAGGGUAGGUUAUUCUGGAGAUGGGGUGAUCCAAUGUAAUGAUGUAAACGAGUGUCUGGUGAACAAUGGGGGUUGCAGAAACAGAGCUUCAUGCAUCAACAACCAAGGUUCCUUCUCUUGCCUGUGUGAGUCAGGCUUCAUCCUGUUAAACCGGACUCUUUGCCAGGAUAUAAAUGAGUGUGAGGAGCUGGACAAUCCAUGUGGGGUGAACGAAGACUGCAGGAACGUUGAUGGGUCAUACGAAUGCCCCUGCCGAGUUGGCUACUUUCGCCCUGCCAGUAACAUGGACUGUGUUGAUAUGGACGAGUGUAAAAACAGCCCUUGUCAUGUCAAUGCAACGUGUCUCAACACCAUCGGGUCGCACACGUGCACCUGUAAGCGAGGCUUUUCAGCAAAUGGUAGCCAGUGCGAAGAUAUAGAUGAGUGUUCUGCAGCUGGUACAUGCCACCCACGGGCGCUAUGCACCAACUUCAUAGGGGACUUCUUUUGCUCCUGUCAGCAGGGUUUCAAGGGUGAUGGCUUUUCCUGUGAGGACGUGGAUGAGUGUGCCCUUUUGAAUACUAUUUGCCCAGCCUUCUCAAAGUGUAUCAACUCCCCUGGUGCUUUUACCUGCUCAUGUUUGAAUGGUACUCUGGCCUCCAAUGACACCUGUGUAGAACCAAGUCCUUUGUGUGAACCUGCCUGCCACAAUCAUGGCCUGUGCCACCUAUCGCCAGCUGGAUACCAGUGUGUGUGUGACCUGGGUUACGUAGGCGAUGGGCUGACUUGCUCGGACAUAGAUGAGUGCCAGAGGGAAAACAUUUGUCCUGAAAAUGAAACGGAGUGCGUUAACAUCCCAGGAUCAUUUUCUUGUGUCUGCAAAAAAGGCUACAUUCUCAAUGGAAACAAGUGCUUUGAUGUGAACGAGUGUGAGACAGGGCAGCAGGAGUGCAGUGAUUUUGCCCAGUGUGUCAACACAGUUGGCAGCCAUUCCUGCUUUUGUCUCAGUGGCUUCACAGGUGACGGGAAGAACUGCUCUGAGAGCAUCCUGUACCCAUUUGGAGCAGAGGUUGGUGAUAAAGGAGUAAAGAUUGACGUAGAAGACGGAAAUUCACCAUACAUCAAUCCACCAAUGGGUUUCCCCUUUUUGGGGAAACUGUAUGAGAGAGUUUAUUUUUCUGAUAACGGUCUCAUCCAGUUCCAAUCCAUUACUGAGAACGAGCAGUACCUUCUUCCCGCUCCGUCAGCUGGUGGUUUCCCAAACAACAUGAAUGUGUCUCUUUUGGCUGUGUUUUGGGAUGAUGCUGACCUCACACGCGGGGACGGGAAGCUGCUCUACCAGGAGUACCAUGAGGAUGAUCGGUCUGAUGUCUACUCCCAGAUAGUUUUCAAUCGUACAGCAGAUGAGGUAACAAAGUUUGAGGAGCGGAGAAACAAGCCUGCUUUCAGCCCUGCCUGGAUCCUCAAGAUCACCUGGGACCAUGUGAUGCCCGUCUUGUAUCAGAAGGUCAACUUCUCAGAGACAAACACAUUUCAGUGUAUCCUGACCACAGACGGAGCACGCUCCUUCGCCCUCCUGAGAUACGGGGAGAUGCUCUGGGGUCCCGGCCAAAGGAAAUACCAUGACGCGCUUAUUGGCUACACAGACGGAAAAUUCUCCUUCAAGGAGCCCACUAUACCCCCUGGAAACCUCUUUGGGCCUGGGGGCAGCUACAGGCCCCAGCAGGUGAAAGGCAUCAUGGGAAAAUUGGGUCAGCAGGUAUAUGAUCUGACAGGGCGGGUGGGGUCAGACGUGGAUCCUCGAAUCAGAUGCCAAGUGUGGGCCAUGAAGGAGCCCCACCCUGCUGAGUGGACAGAGCAGCUGUUUCCGUGUCCCUGCACCCGCACACAGGCUCUGGAGGACCUCUCCUUCCUGCAAGACACAGCAGAUCAGGGGUCAAGGGUCAAGACUCUGAGGGUUCAGCGGUGGGGGGGCACAGGAGGACACGUCUUCCGGUCUAUUCUGUCCAACAGACAAGGAUCGGGGAAAAGGUGUGUGUACGAACCAGACGGACCGCUGCUGGCCGGGUUCAGUGAACGCUACUUCUCUGGGCACAGCAUCCAGAAACACAUCGAUGAAGAUCUCCUGCCUUUCCAGUGGUGCUGCAUGGAGUCUCCUCUGUGCCACCUUUACCUGAACAAGAGGCCUCAGGACCGUUGCCAAGGUUACAGCUGGUCCAACCCCAAUGGCUGCACCCACAGCAUGAAGGCAACACAGGGUGUAGGGAUGGUGUUUGGCAGCCUCCACUUCAUCACCUUCGAUGGGACAGAGUAUUCCUUCAAGGCCCUGGGAGAGUUUGUGAUCCUGCGUCUGUCCUCCACCACCGGCUCUAAUAUCUUCACCCUGCAAGGACAGACGGACAGGCUGCACACAGACACUAAGGGGAUCAUGGAGGUCCCAGCGGUGGUGCGCAUGGCUGCCUUCCACCAGGGCAUUGGCAAGAUUGAAUGGAGAUGUGCGGCAGUAGGAGAGGGGCUGCAGCUGUUUGUGGACGAUGUUGAGGUCCCGGUCACAGUCGGUGUGGUGCACAUGGGGGAGAAGGACUUUGCUGUGCGCUGUGUGUCAGUGUCUCGUUGUGCAGCCGUUUAUGCUGGUGGUCUCCAUGUGCUGGUGUGGAAGCUGGUCAAGUACAAUCAGCUGGCGGCCAUGGUGGAGGUUCCUCAGACCUUCUACAACCGCACCGUGGGUCUGAUGGGUCUUUGGAGCUCCAACCGUUCCGACGACUUCCUCAUGUCCGACGGCAAGCUUCUCCCAUCAGCCGAUCUCAACCCCCCCUCUGAGGAGAGACUGCAUGACUUCGGGUUGUCCUGGGCAGUUCCAGUCCCAGAGAGCCUGUUGUUUUCUCCUCCUCCCCUGUCUCCCCUGAAGUCGUCCUCCUUUGAGCAGCUGAUAGGCAGCGUCAGUCCUGCUCGGGUGGAGGAGCUGAGGAGAACCUGUAGAGGCACCCUGCAGUGUGUUCACGACACCCUGGCCUCCGGCAGGUCUGCCCUUGGUCUGCAGACUCUGGACGCCAAGAGGCAGUUUCAGAACCUCGCUCUGCUCUAUGGUAACAUGCCUCCCAUAGUGACAGAGCCCACAGUGAUCCACUGUAAAAUCAACUCUACUGUCAACAUCCAGAUUGAGGCACAGGACCCAAAUGGAGACCCCAUCACUUACUCGCUGCUCUACCCCCGACCUCCACGGGCUUCCAUAGGCAGCGGUGAUGGCCUCCUGUCAUGGAUGCCCCUCAGCACACAGCCCGUCCAGCUGACCCUGAGAGUCAGUGAUGAUCUCAGCAGCUCCCUGUUCACUCCCAUCCUGAGAGUCUGCAACUGCCUGAAUGGAGGAUCCUGCCAGUACGACAGUGUCACUGAAAAUCACUUGCAUGGAAAGUUCCAGGUGGUGGGCUGUCUGUGUCCAGGGGGAUUCAGUGGAAAGUUUUGUGGGAGCUCUGUAAACGUUUGUCGAGGCAGACCUUGUUUCCGGGGGGUGCAGUGCCAGUCAGGGUCAGAGCCAGGCCAGUUCAACUGUGGAGAGUGUCCCGGUAACACUGUCUCUGAGAAGAAGCAGGGAUAUAAGUGCUUUGAGCAUGACAUGUGCAUCCCUCCUUUCAGCUUCCCCUGCCACAAAGACGCAGACUGCCUCAGCACCAAACUGAACUACACCUGCACCUGUAAGCCUGGAUUCAUUGGAGAUGGGAAGAACUGCACAGAUAUAAACGAGUGUGAAGAGCUCUCCACCUGUCCCAACGCUAAGUUCGAGUGUAAAAACACGCCCGGCUCUGUUGAGUGCUUCUGCAGAUACCAGAACGCCAAAGAAAGUGAUAGAUGUGGUGACUCUGCCAAUCCUCCAGGGAGCAAUGUAUUCAAUGUCUCUGUGGGCUGGAAGGAGAACAACUCUAAUGGGCUCAAACAGCUGGUGGACAUUCUCUCGAUGGGUUUCCAGAACAAAUUCUACAAUGCUAGUAAGAUGAAUCCAGUACCCGGCUCUGGUCCAGAUGUGACUGAAUAUCUUGUCAACAUGUCGACUGACACCCCCCACUGGUACGUCAGGGACUACCUGGCCAGAGUCAGCAGCCACUACGACAUCAGAGCUGUACAAGUGGACGAUCUGGAUGAGUGUAAGGCCAAGGAGGCGAUGUGUGUCCUCCCUGCCCUCUGCACCAACACGUACGGAGGUUAUAGGUGUAUCUGCAACGGCACAACAGACGUGGAUGAAACUCAGUCCUGUGUAUUAGACCGAGACCAGGCGAGCGAUGUGGAACUGGACCUGGUUCUGGGCCUGGUUCUAGGCAUCGGAAUUCCUCUGCUUCUGCUACUACUACUGGCUGCUCUGGCCUGCUUCUGCUGCAGGAAGAGGGUGACUGGAGACCUCCCCCACUUGUUGCCAGACUACAUCCAGGAGCAGUACAACCCUCCACCCUUCAACUACGCAGACCCAGCCCUGCAUUACAUGACCCACUGCAGCCCACGGAUCAUAGACAACAUCACACCUAGGCAACGCCACAGAUAGCGCACACACACACACACACACACACACACACACACACACACACACACACACACACACACACACAGAGGAAAGCUUGCAAACACGUCCAUGUGUUUUAUAACUGCAGGAUGAAUGAUUCUUAUUUAUAUGGUAACAAACAAGUAAUUAAAGCAGAGUGACUUUAAAAGUCGAUUAUUUGUGCCUCUCUGGGCUGAGUGAUGGAGCUGGAAGUCUUUCUGCCUGGACGACAGUUUACAGUCAGAGUCUGAGCCAGCAGAACUGGACCACCUCUUGGCCUGAGAUGCUGUUGAAAAGUAAACCUCUGCAGUGGUGUUCAGCUUCCAGCUGAUCCCAGGCCAGCAGCCGCUUUGGUAGCAACAUUAGCAUUAAGCAGAGUACCUGGCGUCAGACUCCUGCCCUCUGCUCUGAUCCACUGUGUCAGAACUUACAGCAUCAUAUCACUUUAAGUCCUCUAAACUUUCCAUUCAUCUUGCUAGUCUGCAAAGGCUUUCCAUAUAAGUAUCUCUAUAAGCAGUAAUCUCAUUCUGGAGUUUCUCUCUAAACGAUUGUGCCGCAGCUACUUUAACACAACAGGUUCAGCUGUCGUUUGUAAAGCUGGCCUGUCACUGCAAACAAAAAAAAUCUGUAAAUAUGAUGUGGAUCAUUAAAAGUGGCAUUUUGGCAA
Notolabrus celidotus (New Zealand spotty) is the source of this 5596-nucleotide messenger RNA. Its product is annotated as mucin-like protein. Bases 43 to 4932 code for a protein of 1629 amino acids. Gene Ontology annotation, molecular function: calcium ion binding. Gene Ontology annotation, biological process: cell-matrix adhesion. The transcript has 22 exons. The record is from RefSeq and is a predicted model, not a curated record. Lineage: Eukaryota; Metazoa; Chordata; Actinopteri; Labriformes; Labridae.